UAACACGCAACAGCACAAUGCUCUGUUACGAGUUUUAUGCAAAACAGAGAGAUAUCAUUUAGUCCUUCAUUUUAUCCAUUUUUGUUCACAGUUCUGCGGAGCUAUGAAUCCUCGAAUCGUUGCAGAUGCUGAAUCAAAGCUAGAAGUCGUGGAAAGCGGUCACGGAAAUGGUACGGAAGCUGAUUCGACAAAGAAAUUCAAGGUCUUUCAGGUGGAUUUUUUGUCAGGCUUUGUUUUGAGGCAAAACUUUGAAAAGCGUCCAUGGAAUGGUAGAUUAUAUAGAGAAAAUCGAUUUUACAGAGCCAGCCUUGCUAUUUUCGGUGUAUUACUUUGUAAAUAACGAUUAUAGCUUGCUUCACGGAAAGGAUCAUGAUGUGGAGAAGUUUUGCUUGUCAGGUGGGAAAAUGUGGUUUUCUUGAAGGUCGGCGGUGCUUUUCUUGUUGAAGAUUUCUUUUAUUUUGGCUCUUUUGAGGGUAGAGGCCUUUGGAUACGGAUGAGCUAUUAGUGUUGCUGUAUCUGAAGUUUUUACUGUACAAAUAGAGGCAAUGGAAAAAUAUUCUGAGCAGUUAUUUGUCGUUCGUGGACAGUCACUGUUUUAUUUUUUAUUUUGGUGAAAUACAGUCAAGACAAGUGGUUCGAAUCCCCGGCGGACUGUUUGUGUUGAUGUUUUUGAAGCUCUUAUUGUGUGAAUCGAGGCAUUGAAAGAGAUUUGCAUAACAUUUUUACGGCAUCCGUGAAUAUUUGUUCUUUUCCUCUUCAGACGAAAAAUUUCCAAGACAGCCGAUUGCAGAGGCAUUGCGUAGAGAAAACAGUGAUUUGUGGAAAUUUCUCUGCGUCCGUUGUUCAUUGCGGAAUGCUUUUCAAUACGGAGUUUUAAAGGAGUUAAAGCUUUCCACGGCUCUGGUCUUGGUUCUUUCUUUUUGAGUGUCGGAAUUUGGUGUGUAAAGGGAAUUCUUUUUUUUGAAAUUUAUAAUUAUAUGGAGGUUAAGGGGUUGAAGGCUGAAAAAAUGGAAGGGGGAAAUCUCGGAGAUGAUGAUUUGAGGGAAGGGAGGCUGGAAAAGUGUAAGGAUGGACAGGCUGACCGCGGUCAUGAGGGUUUUGAUGUAGAUGAUCAUGGCGAGGGUAUGGCAGUGCUUGAUUUUGAUGUUCUGUGCGCGACUGUUGCUAUGCAAAGCGAGCAUUUAUCUUUUGAGUUUACGAGGUUGGCUGACAGGGAAGGUGGUGGUGGAGUGCAGAGAAUGUGGGAAGGUGGAUUGAUGGAUUUCUGCGAUGAUCACAAAAUCUUGCUGGAAACGACCUGUUGCCCAUCCUCCACAUUUGGAAAGAACAUGCGAAGGGCUGGUUUUGGGACAUGUAUUGUUCAGGGUACAGCCCAUUUCCUUUCUGGUUUAUUUGCGCUUGCCAAUUUUAUUGCCUUUGGAGUGACCAAAGUGCACACCUUUCUGUACGUUGCUAUCAUUAUCACGCUUUCAAUGGCUGCAUAUGCUGGUUAUUUCCGUACAGAAAUGCGAAGGCGAUUCAACAUCAAGGUUAGUGAUAGUGCACUAGAUGACUGCAUCCAUCAUCUAUUGUGUUCGUCCUGCAGUCUCUGUCAGGAAGCAAGGACAUUAGAAAUAAAUAAUGUCCAAGAUGGCGUAUGGCAUGGUAGAGGUGAUACAAUAUUGGUAGGAAGCUAUAGAGAUUCUCAGAAAUCAUCUGUAGAGCUUCAGCAGUCUUCCGUAGUUACAGUUUCACCCGAGGCGUGUUGUAUGGACAAAAGCGAACAUGCGUGGAGUAAAUUGUCUGAUCAAUCAGAGCCUUUUGUUGGACUAAAACAUGAUUCUUUUUUGUAGGAGCACCUAUAUUUGAGGUGGUUCUUCAAAUUUUUUUAUGGAGGUAGCCAGCCACAAUUUCUAACAAUUUACUUCCCAGAAAAUGCAUCAUCGUAAUUUGUAGUGCCUUGCUAAUGAAUUUCUUGCCGGCCAUUUCAAUGAAAUUUAAUUGCGAUCUUGUAUUGGGUUAGGACAACUAUGUUGAUUUGAUGCUCUGAUCUUCUUUGUUAUUUCAUGAAAUUAGAUAAUAGAACCGUUAGUUUGUUAUUGACGACACAAGUGUAAGCGUAUUCUAGAAAAUACCUAAUAUUUUGAUAUGUAAUUGUAUACACCAAAAUGUUUCAUCUUUGAUGGAUUGUAGCAGUGACAGUAUAUAAUUCUUUCCAACUAGUGUUGUGCUUCUAUUACCUUU
Cryptomeria japonica (Japanese cedar) is the source of this 2223-nucleotide messenger RNA. RefSeq lists its product as uncharacterized. Lineage: Eukaryota; Viridiplantae; Streptophyta; Pinopsida; Cupressales; Cupressaceae. Bases 978 to 1832 code for a protein of 284 amino acids. The record is from RefSeq and is a predicted model, not a curated record. The transcript has 6 exons.